Molecule: messenger RNA, 530 nt
Organism: Mucor mucedo
Lineage: Eukaryota; Fungi; Mucoromycota; Mucoromycetes; Mucorales; Mucoraceae
Exons: 2
Coding region: 71-430 (119 amino acids)
Source: RefSeq, a predicted model, not a curated record
GUGUAACAAAGUUAUAUAGGGCACUUCUCUUUUUCCUCUUCUUUUUCUCUUUUCUUUCUUUAGUACCCAAAUGAAUGAAAAGAAGAGAGCACAUCAUAUCUCAGCGCCUAUUUCACCCAAUUAUCAAGGGUUCGGGCACUCGACAUCAGAUUCAUUUUUUGAUGAUUAUCCACCACCACCUGCAUAUCAACCACCUCAACUCCAUUCAACAAUGAAUGAACACCAGCAGCAGGUAUUAGAACAACAGCACCAGCAGCAAAAAUGUAACACCAAUUUGAACAAUUUUAAUCAAAUCAACCAAUUCUACCUUCCAACUCCUGCACCACAAACUGUCAUUGUCUAUCGACAGCCCACUCGAUCAAAAGACGCAUGUUGUUGGGGAUGUCUAGCUGCAAUAUGCCUCUGUUUCGGAGCAAAAGAAUGCUGCUAGGUAAAGCAAAAAAAAUCAUUAUAUUAAACCCAUUUCAUAUACCCCUCUCUCCUUUCCCAAAAAAAAAAUAAAAAAAUAUAUAAAAAUUACUUGUUAAAUU